AGCACUCAAGUCUAAGGGAGACCAUGAGCGCCCCGUUCAGCAAAGGACCCACAUUCGGACUCUCUGCUGAUGUCAGGAAUAAGCUGGCACAGAAAUAUGACCCUCAGACAGAGGAGGACCUGAGGAUGUGGGUCCAGGAGGUCACUGGACGAACACUUGCUGAUAACUUCAUGGCGGGGCUGAAGGACGGUGUGAUUCUGUGCGAGCUGAUCAACAAACUGCAACCCGGAUCCGUCCCAAAGGUCAAUCAUUCAAUCCUAAACUGGCACAAGUUGGAAAAUAUCACUCACUUUGUGAGAGCCAUUGGUGAAUACGGACUGAAACCACAUGAUAUUUUUGAGGCCAAUGAUCUUUUUGAGGACAUGAACCACACUCAGGUUCAGUGCACCCUCGUCGCCUUGGCUGGACUGGCCAAGACUAAAGGCUUCUACACAAAAAGUGACAUCGGUGUGAAGUACGCAGCAAAAAAGCAGAGGAAAUUCAACCCUGACAAGAUGAAAGCAGGGAAAUCCAUCAUCAGCCAGCAGAUGGGCUCCAAUAAAUUUGCCAGCCAAAAGGGCAUGACCUCCUACGGGACCAGACGCCAUCUUUAUGAACCGAAAAUUGGCAUGGAGAAACCAGCGGAUCGAUCCACCAUAAACCUGCAAAUGGGCACCAACAAAUGUGCCAGCAUGGCUGGCAUGUUUGCUCUUGGCACGGCGAGGCAGGUGACUGAGAAGAACGUCAAUCUGGAUCCGCUGGACACCACAACAGUGUCUCUGCAGAUGGGAACCAAUAAAGUCCCGUCCCAGAGCGGCCUCACUCCAAUGGGAGGCGCACGUCUAGUGUAUGACCGCAAAUACUGUGUCAAGGCUAAUGAGCAAGAUGGCAUCAAUCUUAAUGUUUAAUACACGUACACUCUGGUAUUCAGCAUUGGUACACUCAAUAAUAUCUGUUAAUUGACAGUUUCCAUAUUUUGGGAUUCACACGUGUUUAUUUAUAAUUGUGAAUUGCAUUAUGGGAUGUUAAUCUCUGCUCUGUCGAUUUUUGAUGUUGAAAAUUCAACUCUACACUUUAACAAAGUGACUUUUGUUGAUGUUUUAGUAGUUUGAAAUAAUAUAAUGAAUAAGUAAUAAUAUAGAAAGAAAUAAGUCUGUAAAAUAGCAGACUGGCAGUUCAUUACAAGGUUUUGUAGCCAAAUAUACAACACCAACCCAGACGAUAUAUCACUUUAAAUUAAUAAAAGUGUUCAUAAAGUCACUUUUUCAAACUUUUCAGUGUUAAAAGUUGUUGGAAGAAAGAUCAAGCUCCCAUAAUGCAAUUUAAAUACAAAAAUAAAUGGGGAAAAAUAAAAACCUAAAUCACAAAAUAUGGAAAACUGCUAAUUUAAGGAUUUUUUUACUCUGUAGAUGGUGUCCCUUUCUCCUGAUCCCAGACCAGCUACCUAAAUGACAGCAUGAUCAUGUUUAUGUGUAAGGAAUAGUUGAUGGCGGGCCGUUGAGUUGUUAGAGUAAUAUGUGCAUUAGUGUACGUUAUAUUCUAAUAAUUCAACAGACAGGAGUCAAUUAUUCUGCUUAUACUAUGGUUUCCGCACCUAAAGAUACUGUUUUUCAGGCACCUUACUUACUUUUGAACCCAAAAGUAGAUAUUUUGAAGAAUGUUCAUCCAUAGUAGGAAAAAUAAAUACUAUGGAAGUCAAUGGUUACAGGUUACCAAGAUUCUUCAUAAUAUCGGCGAAUAAACAGACUAUGUGAACAGAGCAAAGAGUGGAGCGGUGUAAUUUUCGUAGAGCUCGGAGUGGAUUUUUUUAAAGCCAGAGAGUCUGCACUGUAAUCUGCAUCUGUUCAUUUACAGUUUGCAUAUUUUUGUGCUUCACAAAUGUUUUCCAUUUAUUUGUGGUUGUGAAUUGCAUUAUGGGAUGUUAAUCUCUGCUCUGUCAACUUUUUAUGUUAAAAAUUCAACUCUACAGUUUAACAAAGUGACUUUUGUUGAUGUUUUAGUAGUUUGAAAUAUUAUAAUGAAUAAGAAAUAAUAUAGAAAGAAAUAAGUCUGUAAAAUAGCAGAAAUGUACUCCCAGUUCAUUACAAGGUUUUGUAGCCGAAUAUACAACACCAACCCAGACGAUUUAUCACUUUAAACUAUUAAAAAUGUUCAUAAAAGUCACUUUUUUUUAACUUUUCAGUGUUAAAAGUUGUUGGAAGAAAGAUCAAGCUCCCAUAAUGAAAUUUAAAAGCAUAAAUAAUUUAGGAAAAAUAAAAACAUAAAUCACUAAAUAUGGAAAAACGGCUAUUUUUUUUUACCGUGUAUAGAUAGUGUCCCUUUCUCCUGAUCCCGGACCAGCUAAACUAAAUGACAGCAUGAUCAUGUUUAUGUGUAUUAUUUAUAUUUUCAGUGUUGGUGGUAAUGUAUCACAAGUAACGCGAGUUAAGUAAUAUUACCUUUGUAAGUGAUGAGUAAAGUAAUGAAUUACUUUUAACGAAUUAGCUUUAAAAAAUAAAUGGUCACAUUGUUAUUUUGAUGGUCUGUUUGUUGAAUUUAAGUUACAUUACGUCUACAUGCCAACUAAUUCUCAUUAGAUUAUAAAUAGACUGUUAGGUUGGGGUUAGUGUAAGUAGACAUGUACUUGCAAAGUUUCUUAUAGUCUGUUGAAGGAGCAAUAUCAGCAGAUAUUAAGCAGACAGUCUAUUAAUACUCAAAUGGACCAUCAAAAUAAAGCGUUACGAAAUAAAUUGCUGAAUUAAAAUAAACAUAGUCACGUUGAAUUCCGCACGCAAUUAGAGAAUUUGCUCACAAACAACAGAAACGAAGAUGGCAGUCAGUUUCUGCGACGGAAGUAUUCUCAUUAUUUUUAAUGCAUCAAAGAAAAGGGAACGAGAAUGAUCUCAAUGGACGUUGAUUUUACUUAACUAAUAAGACAAAAAGUACAAAAGUAGCUAACACAUUGCUUUAAACUUACAGUAAUCUGUAUAUACGGCAUGUAUAGAGCUCAGGAAGUUCUCAGAAGAUAACAUUAUCCUAAAUUAUUAGUUUUGUGAUGUGUUUUUUAAGGGUCAAUGAAGAUUAUACGAUUGUGUUGUUAAUUGCAGAGCUUUUCUAAUAAAGAAUUGAACAAAAAUAAAAUGGAAAGUCCUGAAAGAGAUCAAGUCCCAGUAAGAAUAAGUAAUUCAAAAGUAACUCAAAAGUAACGUAACGCAUUACCUACCAUAAAAAGUAAUUAAGGAAUGCAACUAGUUACAUUUUAGGAGAGUAACUCAAUAUUGUAAUGCAUUACUUCCAAAAGUAACUUUCCCCAAUAGCUAUUUUUGACUGUUGUAGAUGUGAAAUCAUUCAGCGUAGUGAUAUGGAACUGCAAUGCAAUUCAAAAGCUGCUGAAACUACUUUAGAAGUGUGGUUCCAUGAAAAUAAUAGAAUACGUUAGAAUGUUCAUCAACCAAUCCGAAUCAAGCUUUUAAUAGUCCCACAGUAUAAACAAGUGACAUUCUAUACCAGUAAAAAAUGUUUAGAAAAACCCAAGCUGCUCUGUGAUCAGGUUAAACUCAGCUUCUAGAGGACCGUAGAUCUGCACAGUUUAGUUCCAACCCUGAUUAAACACACCUGCUUGAACUAAUUUAGUCCUUCAGGUUUGUUUUAAACCUACAGGUAAGUGUGUUGGAGUAGAGUUGGAACUAAACUGCUGGUCUGCAGCCUUCCAGGAGCUGAGUUUGACACCCCAGGUCUACCACAUGAAAUCUUCUGAACUACAGAUUGGUGCUUUGUUGUGGAUCAGUCAUAGUUUGCCUUAUAUAAUGUUAACUUUUUGCCUUUUUUAGAUUUCUCAAACUUUGAUAUAAUUGGGGUUAAAUAUCAGAAUCUACUGAAUCAGACAAUUGAAUGAACAGCUCAAUACAAAGGUGCUAAAAGCAUUAAAUUGUUUUGUUACUGUUAUGAAGUUUGGUCCAGUUGUCCAUUUAUGACAUUGUAUUCUUUAUGGUCAUUCAGCAACAUGUAGUUUAAUUGCUCAGAAACAGAUGGUCAGAUUAUACAGAACUUGGGCAAUGUAAGAUGGAUGUUGACAUCUAUGCUAAGUAAUGUUGAGGUAAAGAAUGAAAGCAUUUGAGCAUGUUCAGACUUCUGAUCUUUUCGGUCUUGCUUGCAUACAGUAUGUUUUUAUUCCUCACAUCAAUAACAUACUGUUUCAUCAGCUAUAAUAUUUCUUGCCAGCUUGCAUAAAUAUAUAAUAAUUUUUAUGUCACAAAAAAAGCUAAAAACAAAUGGCACUUCCUUGGUAAGUUCAAUAUUUCAUUGUUAUUAUUAGUAGUAUUUUUAUUAUGUAAAACAGUAUGGACAAUGUUAAUUUAGAGCCUAAAGGGAUAGUUGACUAAUUAAAAAAAGAACAAAAAAAUCUGUAAUUUACUUAGCCUUUACUUGUUACAAACUAGUUGAAGUUGUUUUGCAUAAGAAAAAAAGAAGAUAUUUUGAAGAAUGCUGUAAACUAUUGACAUCUAUAGGAAAAACAAUUACUAUGGAAGUAAAUGGUUUCCAACAUUUUACGAAAUAUCUUCUUUUGACAGAAAACAGAAAUCUAAGUCAAGGCAAAUCAAUUGACAGAUUUUUCAUUUUUAUGUAAACUAUCCCUUUCACAAUAUGUUAAAUGAUUCCAUUGGGCAAUGGCAUUGUUCUAUCACAGAGUUCAUCCAAGAAUACACUAAAAUUGUCAUAGUACAUGUUCAAAUGAUAUCAUAUCCAAGAGCAGCAUGGCACUAUUUGACUAUUGUCUUCUGACUUCUGUAAAGCUGUAGGCUACCUACUGCAUUCUGAAUGUAAAACAUAUCUUUUAUUAAUAAACACUGGUCUGUCCUCUGGUAUUGA
This is a messenger RNA of Danio aesculapii, 4827 nucleotides long. RefSeq names its product calponin 1, basic, smooth muscle, a (gene cnn1a). Gene Ontology annotation, molecular function: actin binding. The transcript has 7 exons. The record is from RefSeq and is a predicted model, not a curated record. Gene Ontology annotation, biological process: actomyosin structure organization. Bases 24 to 887 code for a protein of 287 amino acids. NCBI's taxonomy places the organism in Eukaryota, Metazoa, Chordata, Actinopteri, Cypriniformes, Danionidae.